Messenger RNA from Neltuma alba, 934 nucleotides. RefSeq lists its product as uncharacterized. The coding region runs from base 45 to 644 and encodes 199 amino acids. The record is from RefSeq and is a predicted model, not a curated record. NCBI's taxonomy places the organism in Eukaryota, Viridiplantae, Streptophyta, Magnoliopsida, Fabales, Fabaceae. The transcript is spliced from 5 exons.
AAGCCCGCCUUGAUUCUGCUGACGCUGGACAAUCCUCAAGAACAAUGAUCGAGUGUCUAGCGCUAAACCUGCAAGUUCCUUCCUAUCCCAAUCGUGGUUUUCCCAUCAACCAUUGCAGCAGAAUCAGCUCUCUACAUCAUUUCCGCCCAUCUGUUUCAUUCUCAGACCAGUCCAAGUUCCUACGUCUUCGAAUUUCUGGUCGAACUCAAGCUACGCCUGCGCCCAUGGAAGCUGAACAAGCUGAAGGUUCUGUUGCGAACAGUGGUUCAUCCCCACCCAUGAAGCUUCUAUUCGUGGAGAUGGGCGUCGGCUAUGAUCAACACGGGCAGGACGUAACAGCUGCAGCAAUGAGAGCGUGCAGGGAUGCUAUUUCUUCCAAUUCAAUCCCAGCUUUCCGAAGAGGUUCUAUUCCUGGUGUCACCUUUGAUCAGAUGAAACUACAGAUCAAGUUAGGGGUCCCUCAUUCUCUCCAACAAUCUUUGGAUAUUGAGAAAGUCAAAUCUGUAUUUCCCUAUGGAAAAAUUGUGAAUGUUGAAGUUGUGGAUGGAGGUUUGAUAUGCUCAAGUGGGGUGCAUGUGGAAGAAAUGGGUGAUAAGAACGAUGAUUGUUACAUUGUGAAUGCUGCUGUGUAUGUGGGCUAUUGACUUGUGACUUCUGAGUUCUGAAUGAACAACUUUGUAAGGCUAACAGCAGUAGGAUCUUUAUGGAGGACCAAACGGGUUUCACCAAAUUACCUUUUGAGAGAAUCUCCGUGAGAGAGAGCAGUGUCUGUAUCUGGUUGCUUCGGCAGGAAAAUGAGAUUUCAGUCUAGUGUAAUAAGCUCUCGUUCAUAUGUUAAGAUCAUUGUUUCGCUCCUCCAUCGCAUGUGAACGUGCUUCUUUUGAUAAUGGAUAUAUGUUAUUAUGAUGAAAUUCGAACUCUUCCAGUUUGAUUA